AUGCCCCUCUUCGGUCGAAUCAUUGGCGCCUUAAACCACGUCUGGACGAUAUUGAGGAUCAGAGACGUCUACCGGAGUACUGUCGUCGCAUAUCAUAGCUUCCUUGCCCGCUGGAUCGCCGACGCAACCUCAACGUCGGCGUCGAAAACAACGCGUCCCUGUCCGAGCCGUCGUCCUUAUUUCAUACCGUUUACCGCGCCGUAUCUAUGCACCACAUCGCACUACGAUUUCGACGAUCGCGGGUUCUGGGAUUUCCCCGAGCGAGUGGGUUGGGCACUCGACGCGACGGGCUACCGUAACUUCAGCAACGCGAUUGAGUGGGCCCAGAAUCUUGCGUUCUUGGACGGCUUGUACACUUGCCGACGGCGGAAGAUCCCCGAGGAGCUGUCGUUAGCGAGACCUCUCGACUCGCUGAAACUCAAGUGUUACCGUAUUAACGAUGAUGCCCCGGGCGGAUAUCGCUACGCCGGGGUUUCGGAGCAAGUAGCCUUCCUGCAAGCAUGGCUGUUCUUCGGCAUGUUGUCUGAGAUUUCGUCCAUCUGUGGACUCUCGAUCGAUUUGGAGGCCGAGUUCGUAGUUGCCGGGCCAGCCGGUUCCCGGAAAGUGUGCACCGCCGCACUGGACGGUCUACCUCAGCGAUGGUUGGAUGCAGCCGACACGCGAAUACUACACGAUCCGACGACGAAGCACAUACUGGAUUCCGAUCAGGCGGCGCGGAUCGUUCGGGUCGUCCAACACGCCAUGUCUAUGCAGACGCGAUAUGAGGAUCCGCGGAAAAGCGAAUCUCGGCGCCUCACAUACCCGGAAUGCAAAGUUCUGCUCUCGAUACGGAUGGUAUCGAGAGCUGCGGUGUUGACAUUAGCCGCAUCGGAGGCGUGCGACAUGGUCAUCAUUCGGGCCUUGAUGGAUCCUCAGGUGCAGCAAUCAUUUCCAGCGCGCUGGGAUGAGCUCAAGCAAUUCGCCGCAGACGAGCUGCAGCGCGAAGGCUGGUGCAGAAGCGAGUGUAAGCUGUUGGAGCGCAUGGACGGCUCCUACGAAUUCUUUGCUACUAGCCUAAAGCGCCAGAGAAUGGACCAUAGUCAAUGCGACGACUUCAGGUGCUUGGCCGACCAAGUGAAUGAAGAUGUUUAUGAGACGGUCCAUGUCGAGCCAGGAUGUCGGUGCGCAUCUGUUGUCGUGGACCCCGAAGAACUGCAAGCCGUCCUGGCUAAGGGUAAGGUGCCGAGGAUUCUGGUUUCCGAAGACUGCCGACUUGUGGUUACGGAAAAUUGCCCGUACGCCGCGAUAUCACAUGUUUGGUCUCACGGCCUAGGAAACCCAUUCGAAAACGCUCUUCCUCGGUGCCAAAUACGGCGCCUCAACCAACACAUCGCGAAACUCCAAGUCGGCGGCAGUCCCGAAGCACGGAUGGCCCUAUGGAUCGACACGCUUUGUAUUCCCGUCGCCAAAAGUUUUCGAAGUUACCGCAACAAAGCUAUCGUGCUACUCGGAAAGACGUACAAGGAUGCCGACGCGGUGUUAGUCUUGGACCGAGAAUUAGAGCAGCUCGAUACCGAGAGAGCAUCACUACUGGAGCAGGAGCUGCUCAUGUCCUUUGUCGGAUGGACUCGACGACUUUGGACCCUCCAGGAAGCAGCUCAAGCCCGGAAGUUAUUUGUACAGACGCUGCAAGGGCCCCAGCCGGUUGACGUUGAUCAUCGCGUUCCGAGUCAAGAACUGGAAGAAAAAGAACAGGCAAUAUCACAAAUAUGUUUUCGCGAAGAGAUCCAAGAACUUAUCCGCAACCGAAUCCCUUCUUUGCCCUCCUUGCAGAAAUCUACCUUUCAAACGGCGGAUCGUGGCGUUGGCUUGCCGCCCAUCUCGGAGAUCAGUACUUCCUACCAACGUCUCUGCUUCGCUGUCAAGCACCGUUCCACUAGCAAGAUGACGGAUGAGGCGAUCAUCCUGGCAACAAUCAUUGGCGCGGACACGCAAGAGUUUCUCAACGUGCGGGAUGUCAACUCCAGAAUGUCGAUAUUCCAUACUCUGAUGCGCGAGAUACCCACCGACAUCAUAUUCGGAGACGCCGAGAGAAUCGGACGUGCUCCAUUUCGCUGGGCACCUCGGUCUCUGCUGAAUUUCAACAUUUUCCGAAUCCAAUCGUUCGGACCACCUGCGAUAUGCGAUGCACAUGGACUUCAUGCAACUUACGAGGGCCUCGUACUGGAUGGUGGUUCGGGUGCGGAAGCGGAGGAGGGUAAAUACUAUGCUGAGGACCAUGUUACCGGGAUGAAGUAUACAUUUGCCCUUCGCGGUGAUCCCCACCGGUCGUUCAGAUUACCCGAAAGACCUGCGUUUCUUCUGCGGUACUACUGCAUCAAUAACGAUGUGGCGGUGGUAAAUAUCUUGCGGGCUGUGGACAACGGGGAUCUUGAAGUUGGCAACAGUGCCACAGCCGCAGUUCCAUACGUCGGUGGUGGGACAGACGGCACCGGUGGCACAAACUGGGUAUACGAGGUGACUAUUGUUGGCUACUUGGAAUUGGUUGCGUCCGGCGGUUCCUGGGGUAUCGACGGAGAACCUCUGACCGCAAACCUUCAGGGAGCAAUGACUGGGGCAGAGCAGAGAUGGCUGGUUACGUGA
Tricharina praecox is the source of this 2622-nucleotide messenger RNA. RefSeq lists its product as uncharacterized. The transcript has 2 exons. The record is from RefSeq and is a predicted model, not a curated record. Lineage: Eukaryota; Fungi; Ascomycota; Pezizomycetes; Pezizales; Pyronemataceae. Bases 1 to 2622 code for a protein of 873 amino acids.